Xyrichtys novacula (pearly razorfish) is the source of this 1486-nucleotide messenger RNA. Lineage: Eukaryota; Metazoa; Chordata; Actinopteri; Labriformes; Labridae. The record is from the annotation of a GenBank genome assembly.
CUCCAACGUUCCCUCAGAUAUCAGCUUUGGCAUUCACAUCAGAGAACAUGAAGGAGAGCGCCGCAGCAACCGGCGACCGACCUUCAUCAGACUGAAGGUCAGAGCGAGAGCGAGGCUGAGAACCUGAGGGUGAUGAGGGUGAUGAGGGUGAUGAGGGUGAUGAAAGUGAUGAAGGUGACGAGGAUGAUGAAGGUGAUGAGGGCGAUGAGGGUGACGAGGAUGAUGAAGGUGACGAAGGUGAAGAAGGUGAUGAGGGUGAUGAGGGUGACGAAGGUGAUGAGGGUGACGAGGAUGAUGAAGGUGACGAAGGUGAUGAGGGUGAUGAAGGUGAUGAAGGUGACGAGGGUGAUGAAGGUGAUGAGGGUGAUGAAGGUGAUGAGGCGAUGAGGGUGACGAAGGUGAUGAAGGUGAUGAGGGUGACGAAGGUGAUGAAGGUGAUAAGGCAAUGAGGGUGACGAAGGUGAUGAAGGUGACGAGGAUGAUGAAGGUGACGAGGAUGAUGAAGGUGAUGAAGGUGAUGAAGGUGACGAGGAUGAUGAAGGUGAUGAGGGUGAUGAAGGUGACGAGGAUGAUGAAGGUGACGAAAGGUGAAGAAGGUGAUGAGGGUGACGAAGGUGAUGAAGGUGACGAGGAUGAUGAAGGUGAAGGAUGAUGAAGGUGAUGAAGGUGAUGAGGCGAUGAGGGUGACGAAGGUGAUGAAGGUGAUGAGGCGAUGAGGGUGACGAAGGUGAUGAAGGUGACGAGGAUGAUGAAGGUGAAGGAUGAUGAAGGUGAUGAAGGUGAUGAGGGUGAUGAGGGUGAUGAAGGUGACGAGGAUGAUGAAGGUGAUGAGGGUGAUGAAGGUGAUGAAGGUGAUGAAGGUGAUGAAGGUGAUGAGGGUGAUGAAGGUGAUGAGGAUGAUGAAGGUGAUGAGGGUGAUGAGGAUGAUGAAGGUGAAGGAUGAUGAAGGUGAUGAAGGUGACGAGGAUGAUGAAGGUGAUGAAGGUGACAAGGAUGAUGAAGGCGAUGAGGGUUAUGAGGAUGAUGAAGAUGACGAGGAUGAUGAAGGUGAUGAGGGUGAUGAAGGUGAUGAGGGUGAUGAGGGUGAUGAAGGUGAUGAAGGUGAUGAAGGUGAUGAGGAUGAUGAAGGUGAUGAAGGUGAUGAGGGUGAUGAAGGUGAUGAAGGUGAUGAAGGUGAUGAAGGUGAUGAGGAUGAUGAAGGUGAUGAAGGUGAUGAAGGUGAUGAGAUUGAAAACAGCCGGUCAUGAAGUCAGAGGUUUGGAUUUCAGUGAACAUGAGAGCCUGCAGACAGACAGUCCUCCUCCUCCUCCUCAUUAUUAUGUCCUCAUGAGAAGUGAUGAUGAUGAUGAUGAUGAUGAUGAUGAUGAUGAUGAUGAGGACUGUCCAUGAGACUCUGCUCACCCUCUGCACUGAGACGAGCCUGUGGCAUGAAGACAGAAAACACUCGCCGCCUGAGCGUUUCCUUCCUCUUCCUCCUCAGAUGACG